Drepanopeziza brunnea f. sp. 'multigermtubi' MB_m1 is the source of this 702-nucleotide messenger RNA. RefSeq lists its product as uncharacterized. The record is from RefSeq and is a predicted model, not a curated record. Lineage: Eukaryota; Fungi; Ascomycota; Leotiomycetes; Helotiales; Drepanopezizaceae.
AUGGAUAGGCAGAUCCCCUCUUCCUCCAAAGUCCCACAGAGCAACAGAGCCUCUUCCCAAGAUCCGCGAUUCUCAGAUACCAAGUCGGUCAGCACAACCCACCCUGAAACCAAGUCGAAAACCGCAAAGGAAAUCACCAAUAUCAAGCAGUACGUGGCUUCCGCUUCGCCAGUCAGCAACCCUAACACUGCGGGCCCCAAUUACUCCCCCAUCGCUGGUCCAGCAAAACUGAAGACCGACUUCUACGGCUCAUACUCCGGGACUCCUCCUCCGGAUCACCUUGCCGCCCUCAAAUCCAACCAAAGACGCCCCCAUCCUCCGGAUCACCUUGCCGCCCUCAAAUCCAACCAAAGACGCCCCCAUCCUCCGGAUCACCUCGCCGCCCUCAAAUCCAACCAAAGACGCCCCGAUCCUCGAAACCAGGAUCCAAGUCGGAGUAGAAGUGAAGACCAAGCUCAAGAAGAUGGUGACUCCAGUCCACGACAAACCUCCUAUCCAGCUCUCGACGACGAACACGCUACAAUCGAAGACUUCGGUUUCCUGCCCACCAUCACGCCCGCUAUCAAAAAGAGGCUGGCAGGGGGCUGGACCGGUUUCGAGGAGGUGAAAGAGAUGGAUGAUGGGAUUGACUUUUCCAAGCCCGAGGUUGGUGGUAGAAGGCAUGAAGCUGUCGCGAGAACUAGACCACCGAAGGGCAAUUAG